AUGAUACCGGUGAGUCUUGUCACACCUCAGUCUGUGGGUUCAGUUGAGCAGAUUGGUGAACAUUCCUCGUCUCUGUCUCUACAAAAUAUUCCUGUUCAGCAAGAUUCCGUUUCUUACUUAAACUCUCACGCUACUGUACAUAUGCAUGAUGGCCAGAAUGAGUCUAGUAGUAUUUACCUUACAGAUCAAGAGUUACGUCUAGAUUCAUUCUUUCCUAACUCUCCAGUGGGCAUCACUAGAGAUCCCCAUUGUGACGAUAAUGGUGAAGAACAAAAUCGUAUAUCCAGUUUUGAACUAAUUAGCCGCUUAAUCGAUGCUGAGGGCCUAAUUGAGUUGGGUUACAUACCGUCAAGUUGUAAUUCAGCUCCAGCGAUUGAUGUAGCCAGUUUAUCAGAUCUGGAAGAAGUGACGUCAAAAACAUUGUUGUGGUCUUCAAAUGGUGAUGAUGUCGAUUCUUUCAAUUUCGAUGACCUGAGUAAUAAAAUCAAUGAGAGUAACGCCAACAAUGCUGAUACUAAAUUAAGAAGUGAUAACAGCAAGACUUCGGAGCAUCGGUCAGCUUUAACGACUGAAUAUAUAUCUGUUGAUUUCAAUCCGUUAAACAGUACUAACGCUUUAGUACCGAUUAUCUCAUUGCCAUCUGAUACAAACUUACAAACUGUGCCGUCGCUUGAAUCAAGAGAAUAUGGGAAUUUCCAAGCACGCUAUAAAACAAAUACUCCUUUAGAUAAUGUUCAAUCACUGCCUUCUAAUACAGUACCUGAUGAUCUUGGCCCACUUAACAUUACUUCUUAUCCAAUGGGAUUAGUUGGGGCAGAUAUACCUUCAAUAACACGGCCAUCUGUCCAUCAAUCUCCUACUGAUCAUCAUGCACCUCAUCCAACAAUAAAACCUAAUCAUAUACCUUACUCUUACUCUCCAUUAACUCCAUUGUCUAGUGUACAAAUUCGCAGAAGUAUACAUGAAAGUAGUUUUGUAAUUGAUAAUCAGGUUUGUCCAAUUGAUAACAUUUGUAAUCAGCAAUUACGGACUGUCUCUUUCGUUAAAAAUAAGUAUUCAUCAGAUUAUCAAGAAUAUACAGGUGCUCCUAAAUGCUUUCCUACAGUUCAAACUCUAGAGUUAUUCACUUCACAUUCAUCUGACUUACCCCAUAGCUCACCAUAUCCUUUGAAGAAUGUUGGGAAAUCACCUAAGCAUAUGUCAAAUGACACAAAACCCAUCAGAUAUCCUGAACUUCUCCAAAAAGUUGGCGAAAAUUGUAAUUUUAACAUUCCUGGUCCCAAUCUACCGUUCGUUUCUCAUUCUACAUAUUCCAGUCGAACUCAGCCUUCAUCUUGUUCGAUUAGACAACAGUUUGCAACUGCUCCGAGUCAUGCACAACUUCACGUAAGCAUACCUCAGUCUACUCAGUCUAUAUAUUCUGUGUUCUCAUGUUCACCAAAUCAAAAGGUCGCUGUAUCUAGUACAGUUAAUUUGCCAUCUAGUGAUUCCGCUCCAACUACAUUGAUAUUCAAUGGAGAUUUCCGACCACAGCCUGUUAUAAACAGUACUGAUAAUUCAUUUUGGUCCCAUUCCUCAAUCCCCAGUGGAUCAACAGUCAAUACUCAAAUGAUUGCAAAUUGGGAACAUUCAGUACCAUAUCCUGCCUAUGUACCCAAUUCUCAGAUAACUGGUUUUCUUCCCGAGAAUAUUUCAGUUACUGAUAAAGCAGCGAUUUAUGUUAAAGAUGGAAAUUCAACAGCGGUACAACCAGUUCUCGGAGGUGGAUUGGUUGGCAGUUUCCAGUAUUUGACACCAACUGCUGUUCUUUCAAAACCCAAUUACACCAUUCUAAACGAUCAGUUAACAUUUAACCAUCCACAAGAAACACCAAUCCAACCAUUUCUAUCACAGAUGAGUGACCCCAUAAAAACAACACAAAAUCUUAGGAUCCCAUUUUGUCAGGGCACACAAUACCCCUUAACCCCAAGCAUAUCUAUUGCUAUUAAUCCUGAGCACUCGUUUGGUCGAUUAGAAAUGAAUACUCAUCGUUAUUCUUCUGAAUCGUCUAAAACAAAUCCAGCCCCGACUUCUAAAUUGUCAUCGUCACGACCAUUUAGUUCUCCCAUGAGUCGUAAUUCUGCUCCUUUUCAAUCGAAUUAUCAGAAUCGUAUGAAUUUUCCUGAAACAGCUGGUCAUCAAUCUGAAAGUUCUAUUGUUGUAUCUCAAUUGUCUACUAAGAAAUUAACUACACCGGUUUUGUGUUGUAUAUCAUCCAAUCCAAAUAAUAUCCCAAUAAUAAGUCAACAGUCGCCCAAUGAUAAUAAUAAUGUUGUGUUCAAAACAGAUAAUACAAAGCAACAUAUUAUUGAUAAAAAUAUUCUAUUAACUAAAACUACUACUGGUAUUGUUCAACCAUCAGAAUUGUGUCAUAUUCAACCGAUUUUAAUUUCAUCUCCGGUUAAAAAUAAUAAUAGUAAUACACAUAAUUUAGGUACUAGUUCUUAUAUUGAUUCAAAUUGUUUAUCAAAUCAAUCAAAUAAUGAUAAAUCACACUCAGUAAUAUCAUCCUCUCCAUUAUUAACAAAUUGUAAUUCACCAUCAACAACAUUACAAUCAUCUACCAUAUGUUGUUUGUUACGGCCAUCGGGACGUUCAACCAGUACAAGUAGUGGAAGUAGUUGUGGUAGUUCCUGUAGUGGUACUAGUGGUGGUGUGUCUGUUUCAUCUGGGCAGUAUAUUUGUUCAAUAUGUUCCGAUCGUGCAAGUGGAAAACAUUAUGGUGUCUUUUCGUGUGAAGGGUGUAAAGGAUUUUUCAAACGGACUGUACGUAAGGAACUCACUUAUAUUUGUCGAGAUAAUCAAGAAUGUCAGAUUGAUAAGCGACUACGUAAUCGUUGCCAAUAUUGCCGUUAUCAAAAAUGUUUACGGGCGGGAAUGCGACGAGAAGCCGUUCAAGAAGAACGCCAACAACAACAACUCCAGUCUGAAAUCCAAAGAUCACCAACGCCACCUGAGCAAAAUUGUGACUUAUCAGUUAACUCGAUGAUUAUGUCCGAUACAAAAAUAACUCAUACAUUGAAUCAUUCAUGUUUAGUUGAAAACCAAGAAGUAAUGUUAAAAACAACUAAUUGUACAUUAUCAUCAUCAUCAUCUAGUCCUCACAUUCUUUCGAAAUGCUCAGAUAGUAGUAUAAAUUAUUUCUAUUCAGCAUCGAACGAAAAAUCUCAACAACUUUCAAUAAAUAAUAAUUUUAAUCUCACUGUCAAUGACGCUGCAACACAUCCAUCUCAAGAGUUAUCUUUAAUCGUUAAUAAAGAUAGCAACAACGUAACAUUACCUCUAAUAGACAUUCAUGCAUUGAAACUCCCAACAACAACACCCGCAGCCAUUCCACCGCCACCUGAUGCCUUAGAAUUUAUCAGGACGGCUGAAUCGACUAUUUCAAGUAGACGUAAACAAUGGUUGAGUGCUUUCAAUAAACAACAAUGUCAUGCAGAGAUUGUUAAGGGUUUUCAGGACAGUAUGGAAAGUUUUAAGUGGUUAGGAAAUAAUUUUGAAAAGUGUACAACUAAUCAUUUACCACUGCUUGAUUUAGUUAUCUGGUCGUCGAAACUUCCAUAUAUUUGUCAACUCUCUUGUGGUGUUCACUUAGACCUCCUCAAAUCAGCGUGCAUGCAAUUGAUCAUAGUGAAUUUAGUUUAUUGGUUAGCAAACGAUCAUAAACCUCGUUCAUUAUCAACAUCAAACUCUGCAUCUAAACUUAAUGAUACUACUAUCACUAUUACUACUACUUCUACCGCUGCUGUUCCUCCCACUAUUAAUACUACUGACAUUCCCAAAAUCACUAACCUUCCCCCUGAAAAUUCAGUUUCAUCAACAAUAUCAGAUAUAUCUAAAGACUGUACAGUACAAAUGAAAAAAAUAGAUAAAUCUGUUCCACUGGAUGAGAAAAUGGAUUAUUAUUAUUAUUUGAAUUUCCCAGAAUUUCAUUUAUUAAAUAAUUUAACAAAACCAAUGGAUAAUAAUAGUAACGAUUCAAUUUCUUCUAAACCAACUAACAUUAAUGACGAUAGUGUAGAUGAUAUGAUUCGAAAAUGUAAUACAAAUGUUUACAAGCUAAUUUAUAAUUUAGCUAUAAAGCUUAGAAUGUUAAACCUGGAUCCAGUGGAACUGGGUUGUUUAAAGUUGAUUUUACUAUUGAAUCCAGAUUCUCUGACUUGUCUCAAUAAUAUUCGUUCAUCCAUUGAAUUGUUACGUGACCAAGUUUACGCUGGCCUGGAAUAUUAUUGUAAUCAAGUUUGGCCAAAUGCUCCACACGGACGAAUGGGACGUUUAUUACUGAAAUUAUCCAAUUUUCAAUCAGUUGCUUCACGUAUUGAAAAGUUAACAUGUUCCAAUGAGUUAAAUCAUCUGUUAAAUAAUUUAGAAUCCAUAUUUUCGUGUUUAUCUGUGAAAAAAGUAGACUCUUCAAAUUCUUUCAGUACUACUAAUACGAUGACGACGACGUCAUCUACAACUACCGGUAGUAGUAAUAGUAUUCAUCUGGAAUUUUCAUAAAAUAAGCCUAUUUAUAUAUAAUAAAAUAAUCAAAUCACCGAGUUUGAACUGAUUGGUCUAUCUAUCUGCCUAUCUACGUUUACAGCUUUUAUUCACGGAAAACUUUCUUCCUAUGAAUUAUGUACAAAAGCAUAAAACAUGUGAAAACGACUGGAUUAGCCUUGUUUAUGAAUUAAUCAUUGUUUGGUUCAUUUUAAUUUCUG
Messenger RNA from Schistosoma spindalis, 4742 nucleotides. NCBI's taxonomy places the organism in Eukaryota, Metazoa, Platyhelminthes, Trematoda, Strigeidida, Schistosomatidae. The record is from the annotation of a GenBank genome assembly.